Molecule: messenger RNA, 1046 nt
Organism: Myotis myotis
Lineage: Eukaryota; Metazoa; Chordata; Mammalia; Chiroptera; Vespertilionidae
Gene: CUNH1orf53
Product: chromosome unknown C1orf53 homolog
Exons: 3
Coding region: 35-472 (145 amino acids)
Source: RefSeq, a predicted model, not a curated record
CCUGCAGGGCGGGGCGGCACGGCCCGCGGCGGCCAUGGCGGCCAGGCGGGUGCCAGCGCUGGUGACCGCAGCCUUCGGGGCACGACCUCCCGCCGCUCGGCCGGCACGGCCCCUCGGGGUCUCAGCAGGGCUCCGCCAGCCCCUCGGGGUCCCCCUCUGCUCCGCUUCGGAGGGAGAGCGCGGAGAUGUCGGGCCCCGCUCGCCAGACAGCCCGGCGGCGGCGGAGAGGUGCCCGGAGACCGGAGCGUUAACGGCGGCGGAGCAACGGAUCGCGGACCUGCACGCAGCCGCCUGCGCGGCCAAGCAGCUGACCUACGUGGACCCGGCCACCGGCUACCUGGUGCUCACGCGACUCGCCCACUUGCAGAGGGGCCGGUGCUGCGGAUCCGCCUGCAGACACUGCCCAUAUGGUCAAGUCAACGUUCAAGAUCCAGCUAAAAAGAAGAAAUUCAAUUCCUGUUUCUAUGUUUGACAACAAUUUCAUCUCUGGUUGCCAUUCCGUUCAACCUUCUUUAAAAACACACACACAUCUCAAUUCAGAAUUGCUCUCUCUCUGAGUGCUUGAGCACUGAUUUAAUCAUAAGUGUAUGUGUGUGUGUGUGUGUGUGUGUGUGUGUGUGUGUAUAUAUAUAUAUAUAUAUAUAUUAAAAGAACAUCAAUAAAAUGAACAAAAGCGAGGGAAUGUUGGUGUGUUCCCAAAGUGGCCGUGGAUUUUCUGCUCGCCUCCCUCCUCAUCGGGCACAUGUGCUGAAGAAGAAAAUAGCGACUGUUCCCUUAAAUGCAGAGGCGCGAUCGGGGGGCCUCCGUGCUCCCCACGGGGCCAGCAGCCCAGCGGAGACAUUCGUCAUCGUAUUUCUAUCUCCAGCUCCCUCUGGGGAGGUGGCUGCAAAGCUGUACCCGCAGCAUCUGAGUGGCCAAGGAGGGCCUCCCGCGACAAGAAGGCUCUCGCCCUCCAUCUGUUCUCUCGGUGGAAAUGCUUAAUCACUCUGCCUGGGGUCAGGCCGCUUACGGGGGUUUCUUGAUUAAAGCGCCUUCCUUCUCUGCCC